Molecule: messenger RNA, 943 nt
Organism: Lucilia cuprina (Australian sheep blowfly)
Lineage: Eukaryota; Metazoa; Arthropoda; Insecta; Diptera; Calliphoridae
Product: cytochrome P450 4d1-like
Exons: 1
Coding region: 132-722 (196 amino acids)
Molecular function (GO): iron ion binding; oxidoreductase activity, acting on paired donors, with incorporation or reduction of molecular oxygen; monooxygenase activity
Source: RefSeq, a predicted model, not a curated record
UUAGAACAAUAUCAAUUAAUGAUAAGAUACGCUAUGUAGUUACCAAAUUAAAACAAAAAAUUCGAAAUUAAAGAAAAAGUAUUUUGAAGCAACAGUUAUUCGCGUAAAGUCAACCCGUUAACGCUUUUAUAAUGUUGGAAAUUGUUAACGCUUGUUUGGCUAUAAGCUCUCUACUUAUUUUACCUUUAUGCUUGGGAUUAGGUCUAUAUUUUUAUAAAUACAAAUAUUUAAUCGAAAUCACAAGUAAUAUACCAAGUCCGCCUACGUGGCCUAUAAUAGGUCAUGCCCAUCAUUUUAUUGGUCAACCUCCUCAUAGGAAUAUUGCCAUAUUUACGGAAUUUGUCGAGAAAUAUGGUAAUACUAUGAAAAUAUGGUUGGGUCCGGAGCUUAAUAUGUUUUUUAGUGACAUCAAAGAUGUGGAAAUUGUUUUGGCCAGUAUGCGUUUCAAUGACAAGGCCGAUGAAUAUUUGUCAUUGGAACCAUGGCUUAGGGAGGGCUUGCUAGUGAGUCGUGGCCAAAAAUGGCAUAAACGUAGAAAGGCUAUAACACCAGCAUUUCAUUUUAAAAGUCUUGAUGAUUUUAUAGAGAUUUUCGAAAGAGAAUCACGGGUGUUUUUAGCGAAUAUGGAUCGAGAGUGGCGUAGGCAAAGCGUUAACGGAGUGGAUUUAUAUGAAUGGGUUAAUUUGUGUACGUUGGAUACGAUUUGUGGUAAGAGUAUAUAGAUAAGUCUAUCAGGAAGUUUGUGUUUUUGUCGAGAAAUAAGUGUUUUGAACUAGACGCCUAUAAAGCGUCAGGAAUUUGAUCCUUUAACUGCUUUUUUAUAAAAUUAACAUAAAAUACAUAUUAAUGAAAUAAUUGAAAACCCUUUUUUACUUUCAGAAUCCGCCAUGGGUGUUUCAGUGCAUGCACAAACCAAUGCCGAUUCCGAAUAUGUAAGAGCAGU